Molecule: messenger RNA, 1272 nt
Organism: Microtus oregoni (creeping vole)
Lineage: Eukaryota; Metazoa; Chordata; Mammalia; Rodentia; Cricetidae
Exons: 11
Coding region: 1-1272 (423 amino acids)
Source: RefSeq, a predicted model, not a curated record
AUGGCGGAGGUGGGAGAGUGUGGGAAGAUCACAUUGGAUACAGGCCUCUGUGCCAUGCCUUUUGACUGCGUGAGACUGGGAGCAGAGCCCGUUCUUGAGACGACUGGUGGUGAUCGGAGAGUCCAGAAAACAGUUGCUCACUCCUCAGAGCUUCACUGGCUAAGGGAGGAAGAGCACAUUCCCUGCUCCCAGCCAGGACACUUGCUGGAGAGCGAAUGGAAAGGUCUUCUCGCCAAUCUCUCUGCACUAGUGACGACCACCAGCACCACCAGCACCAGCACCACCAGAAACACCAGCAGCAGCACCAGCACCAGCACCACCAGCAAUCAGAACCACCAGCACCACUACCACCAGCACAGCACCAGCACCAGUACCACCAGCAGCAGAACCACCAGGAGCAGCACCACCAGCACCACCAGUAGCAGCACCACCAGCAGCAGCACCAUCAGCACCACCAGAACCAUCAGCAGCACCACCAGCACCAUCACCAGCAAAACCAGCACCAGCACCACCAGCAGCACCAGCACCAGCACCAGCAUAAGCACCACCAUCAAAACCAGCAGCACAACCAGCAGCACACCCCCAGCAGCAGCACCAGCCGGAAGCAGCACCACCAGGAGCAGCACCACCAGCAGCAGACCCACCAGAACCAUCACCAGCACCACCAGCACCAGCACCACCAUCACCAGCAGCAGGACCAGCAGCAGCCACCAGUCGCACCACAAGCACCUCCAACAGCACCAGUACCACAAGCACCAGCAGAACUACCUUCACCAGCACCACCAGCACAACGAUCAGCAGCAGAGCCACCAGCAGGAGCACCAGUACUUCCAACAGCAUCAACAUCAGCAUUACGAGCUGCACACCACCAGCACCAGCACCACCAUCACCUGCAGCAGGACCAGCAGCAGCAGCACCACCAGCACCACCCACCAGUACCACAAGCACCAGCAGAACCACCUUCCCCAGCACCACCAGCACAAGGAUCAGCAGCAGAGCCACCAGCAGGAGCACCAGCGAAGCAGCACCACCACAAACAACAGCACCUGCAGCAACAUCAGUAGCACCAGCUCCAGCACCAGCACACCAGCAGCAGCACCACUAGGAGGAGCACCAGCACCACCACUCCCACCAGCACCGUCAGAACCACACACAACAGCAGAACCAGCACCACCAGCACCACCACUACCAGCACCACCAACAACAACACGGGCACCAGCAACAGCACCACUACACCAGCACCAGCAGCACCACAAGCACCAGUACCAGUAG